Molecule: messenger RNA, 477 nt
Organism: Schistosoma turkestanicum
Lineage: Eukaryota; Metazoa; Platyhelminthes; Trematoda; Strigeidida; Schistosomatidae
Source: the annotation of a GenBank genome assembly
AUGUUUCCGGUUGUGAUUCGAGAUGAUGAUGAUGAUGAUGAUGAUGAUGAUGAUGAUGAUGAUGAUGAUGAUGAUGAUGAUGAUGAUGAUGAUGAUGAUGAUGAUGAUGAUGAUGAUGAUGAUGAUGAUGAUGAUGAUGAUGAUGAUGAUGAUGAUGAUGAUGAUGAUGAUGAUGAUGAUGAUGAUGAUGAUGAUGAUGAUGAUGAUGAUGAUGAUGAUGAUGAUGAUGAUGAUGAUGAUGAUGAUGAUGAUGAUGAUGAUGAUGAUGAUGAUGAUGAUGAUGAUGAUGAUGAUGAUGAUGAUGAUGAUGAUGAUGAUGAUGAUGAUGAUGAUGAUGAUGAUGAUGAUGAUGAUGAUGAUGAUGAUUAUGAUGAUGAUGAUGAUGAUGAUGAUGAUGAUGAUGAUGAUGAUGAUGAUGAUGAUUUGAAUUCCCUAAUUGAAGAUUACAGAUACUCAUUACUGAUGACUGUCAACUGA